ACGCUUUGCUGUGCGCUAAGGGAAUAUAUAACAUGCUCCAGCACGAGCAGGAGCGUUCAAGGCGCAGAACGACAAAUUUGAAGCGUGCAAUUGUGUGUUUAAUAGAGAUGGAGUUGGACACAGAGCCAGUUCAUGCGCAGCUCAAUCCCCAUGUGCCAGUCCUUGCUGUGUUCUUUGAUGGCCAGACAGACCUCAUGGCUGACUACAGGCUGGGGCGCCACUCCAUGGAGGCCCUUUUGUGGAUUUUGCCAUCAAAGAACACACAAGGUUGGUCACAUGAGGUGCAUAUAUUAAUUGCUAUUUACUGGUUGGCACAUGACUCAUCAUACAGUGUGGUGUCCCGGGCCUUCAAUGUUCCUAAGUCAACAGUCUGCAGACUGGUGCACAGUGGAGUGGAGAAAAUAGCAGCCCUUCGCCAGGAGGUCAUCAAACUGCCCACCGCUGGAGCACUGGAUGAGGUUGGCCAAUCAUUCGCCCAGCUGGCCAACAGCCCAGUGUUCUCCAGAUGUGUGGGUUCCCUCAAUGGCUCCCAUGUCCGCAUAAAGACCCCCCCAGGACCGGGUGGCCAGGAUUACCUCAACAGAAAGCUCUUCCCAUCCAUACAAUUGCAGGCAGUAUGUGAUGGGAAGGGCCCCUUCAUUAAUACCUUUGUGGGGUAUCCUGGCUCCGUCAAUGACACCAGAGUCCUGAAAAACAGCAAAAUCUACAAAGAGGCUCUGUACCCUCCCUCAGGAUUCUUUAUUUUGGGUGAUGGUGGCUACCCCUGCAUGGCAAGACCUGUGGCCAUCAUCACCCCAUUAGAGAACCACUGCAAGGGAGGGUGCAGAGCCGCUUCAACCAACAUCACGCAAAGGCCUGUUCCAUCAUAG
Messenger RNA from Anoplopoma fimbria (sablefish), 869 nucleotides. RefSeq names its product putative nuclease HARBI1. The transcript is spliced from 3 exons. The record is from RefSeq and is a predicted model, not a curated record. The coding region runs from base 33 to 869 and encodes 278 amino acids. NCBI's taxonomy places the organism in Eukaryota, Metazoa, Chordata, Actinopteri, Perciformes, Anoplopomatidae.